ACCUAACCUCGCCUAACAGGGAGGAGAUGUUGGCUGCUGCGCUUCUGGUUGCGAGCUGAAUUGCCCUCUCGUAUUUCUGUGAUUAUCGUAGCUUCAGCUCUAAGGUGCUUGUGCAGCUCCCCGGCUGCUGCGUUUUUGUCUGAAACUGAAGAUCACCAAGCUGUGCCGCUUGGGCUCGGCUGUGGGAAGGAAGCAAAGGCUGUGAAGCAGCAGUUCAGCCCUGGGAGUUGAUGAGCUCAGGUGCGUGGGAUGAAGGGAGCCUGACGGCCAUCCGAGGAGGAGAGGAGCCACCGCGAGCUGCCCGCCAUGAGCAGGGCGCUGCUGGCCGGCAGGAUGCAGCCCGAGGGCCGCAGCGUCUGCGUCUUCCUGCCCGACCGGGAGCAGCUCAGCCUGACCGUGGGGGUCAAAGCCACUGGACAGGAGCUCUUUCAGCAAGUUUGUGAUUUAGUGAAGAUUAAAGAGCCUCACUUCUUUGGCCUCAGCAUUGUUAAAAAUAAUGAGUAUGUUUUCAUUGACCUGGAGCAGAAGCUUAGCAAAUACUUCUCAAAGGAAUGGAAGAAAGAGACCAACAAAGGAACAGAGAAAUUCAGCCCUCCUUUUGUUGCAUUCUUUAGAGUACAAUACUAUGUAGAAAAUGGAAGGGUAAUAAGUGACAAGGUGGCAAGGCAGCUUUACUACUGUCAUCUCAAAGAGCAAGUGCUCAUGUCUCGGUGCAACCACAAAGAAGAGAUCUACUUCCUGCUGGCUGCCUACAGCUUGCAGGCAGACUUGGGCAACUACAGGGAAGAGGUCCAUACUGGGAAAUAUUUUGAACCUCAGGCAUAUUUCCCGCAAUGGAUAAUUGCAAAGAGGGGGAGUGACUACAUCUUGAAACAUGCCCCAGAGAUGCACCGAGAACAGCAAGGCCUGAGUGCAAAGGAAGCUGUGCUGAAGUUCAUCAAGGAGUCCUGCUUGUUGGAAGAUGUGCCUGUCCACUUCUACAGGCUGCAGAAGGAUAAGAAGGAGGAUCGCCCAACAGUUAUCCUGGGCCUGACCCUUAGAGGAAUGCACAUCUAUCAGGAGGUGAACCAUGUUCGUCAGCUCCUCUACGACUUUCCCUGGUCGCACAUCGGGAAGCUGGCGUUUCUGGGGAAAAAAUUUGAGAUCCAGCCAGACGGUUUGCCCUCUGCACGGAAACUAGUUUACUACACAGGUUGCCCCUUCAGGUCACGGCACUUGCUGCAGCUCCUCAGCAACAGCCACCGGCUCUUUCUGAAUAUCCAGCCAGUGUUGAAGCAGAUCCAAAAACUGGAGGAGGCUGAAGAGAAGAAGCGCUACCGGGAGUCCUAUAUCAGCGACACUCUGGACAUGGACCUGGACCCGUGCGACAAGAACUCGCGCGGCAGCGGGAGCAGCGUGGGCAGCCGGAGGGAUAACCGCCUCUCGCGCCAGUCCACGGGGAGCCACGGCAGCUCUCACACCUCGGGCAUUGAGGCUGACUCGAGGCACCGAGUGUCAGUGGAAAUGUCGGUGGAUGAGCCCUUCGGCAUCGACCGAGUGCACAGGAAAGAGAAAUCCUGCAGCUCAACCAUCAGCUACGGUAGCUCUGGCAUUGACAGUGGCAGUAAAGGGAGGGCUGAAGAUGACUCUCAGGAUGAUGAUCUUGAGCUGGCAGUAGAUGAGCCAGAGGAGGUGCCUGUAGAUGAGCCUUUAGAGAGAGACCAGUUAGAGGAGACCACUGUGGAAGAAUCUGUUGAAUCUCUUCCUCUGGAUGCUGCUAGCUGCCAAGCUGUAAAUCAGGAGUCACUGUCUGUGGUGCAAGUCACACUAAUAAAAAUGAGAGGUCAAAGUGUGGAGUCCCUUCAUCAGGUCAAAUCGCCCAAAGGCAGGAGCUGCACGGACCAGCACAGCCAGAGUUUGGAUGACAUCCGCCUUUACCAGCACCGGCACCCGCCACUGAGUGCCACGCUAUCUUCGGACACGUCCCACAGCUACACGUUCGGCUGCAGCCUGGAGGAUAAGCUGUCUAUCUACGGCUGCGUUUAUUCCACAGCGGACUGCAAAACCAAGUCUGCCCUUUACGGGAAGCGAUCCAUGAACUGCCUCUCCUUGGAUCUGCUGGGAGAGGACCAGCUGCCAGAGGAGUUCGUGGUGUAAUGAGAUUGGAGCUCUUCCAUACCAGGAAACAGCACGCCAUGGAAAUAUAUACCUCAUUAACGCGUGUGAUGUCACUGGGUCUUGUAGGAGAUUGAGCAGCUUUGUUACUCAACUCCGUAAUCAGUAAGUGGCAUCGCUUCUGCAGACCUGACUACGGGGCAAAUCAGCUGGAGUGUAGCACUUAAUGUUGGCGUUGGGAGGGUCUGUUAAGCAGAAAAUGGAAGUGGGCUGCACCAUUAGUAGGGACCAAAAAAAACACCAAAACAACCCAAAACUGGACCAAAAUUGAUACUGAGCUGGUGAAACAAACCUUGUGUCUGAAUUCAUUUAUCAGAAAGAUAUUUACAAGGUCCAUGACUGUUUAGCUUCCUGCUUUUCUCUUGUGGUCCAUUUAUGUUAAUGCUACUAUACAAAUAGUUUGGUUGUCUUGAGCUUGUGCUGCUGCAACACUGCCAGCAGCUGUCAGGCCAGGAUAUACUCUGAGCGUAUUUGGAUGUCUGUGUAUGGAAAAGUCUAGCCUUUUCUGAUUGUAAUGCACAGAAGUUGCCUGUUUGCUUUACUGGGAGCAAAACUUGCUCUGCCACGAGUUUUUCUUGUUUUGUUUUUUUGUUGUUGUUGUUUUGUUUUGAUGUAAGCAUCCAGCCAAAUACAAUGUAGGUUCUGUGUUUUAUUUUAUUUUAUUUUUUAAUGCAACAAAUGGAACUGUCUGUCAGCUGUCUCUACUACUGCCAUGGUAUAGACUGGUAAAUAAAUCCCUAUAUCCUUGGGAGAGAGAGGGGGGAAGGGAUGAAACAAACAGACAUCUGUGAGCGUACAGAGGACAAAUAAGAGCACUAAAUGACUGGCUCUUGAAGACAGGAGUGUGACUGGAGAAUUUGUCCGGGCAUGAUCACCCCUUAAGUUGAAUCAUACUUUUUAUGUUGUUCUUUUCUUUAUUUUUCAUAAAACUAUUCCUUAGAAUUUUUUACUCUGCGUUGGGGGGCAAGUGUGGACUGGAGAAAGUCGCUUUGGAUAGGCAAAGUUCCUAGUGGCUGUGUUCAACUUUGUCCUGCAUGGGUCAUGCAGGUGUGCGUGAGCGAUGCUGUAGGGCCUGUGAUGAUGGAGGCACGGGGGAGAUCGAACCGGGGGUAUUUUAUUGGGUGAUUUUGAGUCCCGUGGAGCUGGCCAUGCUGGCGCUUGCCAGGAAAAUAGCUGUAAUUAUGCUGUUUGAUUAAGGCGUUUGUCUGGUGUGGAAAACACCCUGCUGCCCUGUUACAUCCAAAUAAAUGUAUAGUUUUUUGAUUUCCUUCCCUGUCUUCCCCCGCUGUUAGUACCCCCUCCCCAUCAAUUCCCAACAUUUGGGAAGCUUGUACUUAGAUCCAUGCGUAACCUGCUUUGGACAGCAGGUGGACACUAACUGGUUUUUAUGGCAAACUAGAAGCCGAAUGAUGCUGUUGUGCUGAUUGGGGACGUAUGUUGUACAGUGUUGAUCAAUCAGAAGAUGAAGAUGGCUGCUUUGGGAAAGGAAGGAGGUCAGACCACAACGAGGGAGGGCUCAAGCUGCUGCUUUGACAGGCUUAGCAGUUGUCUGGUGAAUUGCAUUCCUGUACACUAUCAAAAUAGCAAAUCUGUGGUCUGUCAUCUCAGUGUUUCUAUGCAAGCGAAUGCGGUGUAGAGACAACAUCAGGCUACCAGAUGCACCUGUAUUUGCUGAAGUGACAUCAGUGGCUGUACAUCCUCGUAGACGAAUCUAGCACGAACUGUUAGCCGUAUGUUUAAAUGAAUGAAUGAUGGAUACAACUCACUGUAACCACAGCUUAAUUGACUGUGCCCUCUUUGAUCAUGCUGUUCUUUCUUCUCUUAAUGAACAAUUAUGUGUGUUCACCGUAGCCUUUUUUCCAUCCUUCCAAGCAAAGCCAAAAUACCUUUAGAGUACCUGAAGCAUAUUUACAGUAUC
Cygnus olor (mute swan) is the source of this 4072-nucleotide messenger RNA. It is a transcript of the gene FRMD1, whose product is annotated as FERM domain containing 1. The transcript is spliced from 14 exons. The record is from RefSeq and is a predicted model, not a curated record. Gene Ontology annotation, biological process: positive regulation of hippo signaling. Gene Ontology annotation, cellular component: cytoskeleton; cytoplasmic side of apical plasma membrane. Lineage: Eukaryota; Metazoa; Chordata; Aves; Anseriformes; Anatidae. Bases 307 to 2136 code for a protein of 609 amino acids.